AUGGAUGUAACAGAAUCAACCAACACCGACGAAGAAACUUCUUCAAAGGAACAACAACAGCCUAUUUCACCACCAAAGACAUCUCAGUUUGCCUUACCCUCUACCAAUUAUAAUAUCAAUGAUAACAGUAACAACAACAACAACAGCAAUAGUAAUGCUAAUAACAACACCACCAAUAAUAGAUAUACACCAUAUCGUCAAGGUGAUAACUUAUCAUUCAAGGAUAGAUUAGAAUUGAUAGAACAAGUUGUUUCAAUGUAUCCUCUACUAGAAAAAGAUAAUAUGGUCUACAGUAUUUUGAAUCGUAAUAAUUGGAGUGUUGAAAGAAGUCUAACUGAAUUGCAAAAGAGACAUGAUUACCAAGAAAAACUUGACCGAGAGAAAAAGAAACUAUCACCAACAGGAGCAGCUACCUUGUCAUCGUCGAUUGUAUUGGAUACUAGUGGAGAAAUGUCAGAGUCAUCAAUGACAAAUGACGAGUCUCAUGAAGAGGAAAUGGAAGAGGAACCAUCUGAUGAAUUUGAAGAAGAAGAAGAAGAAGAGAUGGAGGGCAACGUCGACCCUCAACAACAAUUCCCCAAGAUUAUAGAGGACAUCCAGACACUAAAGGAUAUUUUUGGAUCGGCCUACCACGAUUUUGAAUUAAAGGCAUACUAUAUGAUGUGUGGUGGAAAUUUAGAGUUGAUCAUUGAUCAGCUGGUCACUGAACAAAACAAUAUCGCCAAAAAGUCUAGUGCUGGAACCGGUGGCGGUGGUGUCGCUGGAGUGGUCGAUCCACUCUUGAAAAAUGACUCAAACGUUGUACAACCUACAGAGGUACGUCAUCCCAUCACCAGCAGACUGACAGAACAAGAAAAAAGACAACUACAACUCCAACUCAUCCAAGAGCAAGAAUCAUUAGAGAAAAAAUUUGAAGACAAAAAGAAACACGAAAUUGCAAGCCAUCCAAACAAAAAAUCAUAUUCCAAAGAUGAUAUUUUAAAGGAAUUAAAAGAUUUAUUCAAAUCAACUGUUGAAGAGGGUGUCAUUGAAUGGGUUGCAUACAAUUGUCAAUAUGAUCUUGGGGCUGCUGUCACUCAAUUGGUAGAUUUGAAACAUAACAACUUGAUGAACAAGUCUGCAUUGCCAACAAUGUAUCAACCUCAUCUUGAUCCUACUAUUACAGCCAAUCUUGCAAAUGGAUUUAAUGCACUCAAAGGAAUCGCCACGCCCCAACAGACUGUCGAUACGACCCAACCAACUCAUCUUACCUCUCAAAACUCAAAUGAAUCAAUGAGUUUUAUCAUUGACAAGGUGACAACUCUUUCCUCUAAUGAUAAAGAUAAUGAUAAUAAUAAUAAUAAUAAUAAUAACAAGACUGUUUUUUCACCUUGGGGAUCACCAACCUCUGAACAACAAACAACUACUACUACAACUACCACCGCCAACAACCCAACAACACACCAACAAUAA
Molecule: messenger RNA, 1452 nt
Organism: Cavenderia fasciculata
Lineage: Eukaryota; Evosea; Eumycetozoa; Acytosteliales; Cavenderiaceae
Exons: 2
Coding region: 1-1452 (483 amino acids)
Cellular component (GO): plasma membrane
Molecular function (GO): GTPase activator activity
Source: RefSeq, a predicted model, not a curated record